This is a messenger RNA of Coregonus sp. 'balchen', 610 nucleotides long. NCBI's taxonomy places the organism in Eukaryota, Metazoa, Chordata, Actinopteri, Salmoniformes, Salmonidae. The record is from the annotation of a GenBank genome assembly.
AUGAAAACUGAAGUCUCAACAGCGGCCAGCUUUGUUGCCAGAUUGCUGAAAACAACUGGAUACUUGUCAGAUGACCAACUGAAAGAGUUCACCCAUUCCUUGGAGGAAGCUUUAGGAGGUAUGUAGCUAGCAAGCUUGGGUAAAAUACAUUUGUGUUGUUGACAUCACAUAGCCUAGUUAUAGACUACUAGCUACAUAGUUACUAUUAAGCAAACUAAUUCCCGCUGAGUCUGUUUUUCGCCCAUUGCCCUCUCUUACAGAGCACUACCAACACCACUGGUUCCCCCAGGCUCCAUGCAAAGGCUCGGGAUACAGAUGUCUCAGGAUCAACCACAAAAUGGACCCGUUGAUUGGCAAAGCAGCUUGCACCAUUGGACUUACUCGAGAACAACUCUUCUCCCUGCUGCCCAGUGAACUGACAAUGUGGGUCGAUCCAUUUGAGGUGUCCUAUCGGAUAGGAGAGGAUGGCUCCAUCUGCAUCCUCUACGAGUCCACUCCACCAGUGCCAACUAAUGCCAACACAACAGACAUGAUCAGCUGCAAGGAAGAACUGAGAUUCGGGAGGUCAAGCCCCUCCAAGUCGUUCAACAUGAUGACAGUCUCAGGCUAA